Molecule: messenger RNA, 1233 nt
Organism: Ooceraea biroi (clonal raider ant)
Lineage: Eukaryota; Metazoa; Arthropoda; Insecta; Hymenoptera; Formicidae
Gene: Atg12
Product: Autophagy-related 12
Biological process (GO): autophagosome assembly; piecemeal microautophagy of the nucleus; autophagosome maturation
Cellular component (GO): phagophore assembly site membrane; cytoplasm; autophagosome membrane
Molecular function (GO): Atg8-family ligase activity
Source: RefSeq, a predicted model, not a curated record
GUAUCUCGUCAUGUUAUCUCGAUAACGCUCCUGAUCCGGAGAGCGCAAAUUUGUCCAGGAACGCGAUCCUCGCAAUGUGCUCCGUGUAGUGAAAAAGCAAGACUUGUGUGUCCACGAUUCUAGAAAUCGGUCCGAGAUCUCGAUCCGAGAAUUGUGUAGCCAAUCAACUUGUAGCUUUUAUGGAAAAUAAUAAUUCAUUGAGGCUAGAAGAAGCGAUGCUACAUUCAAUCGAUUUCUCGUUAUGUACCUGUCACUUCUCUGCUCCGUUAUAAACUCUUGCUUUACCGAUCUCUUAAAUAUUGAUAAUUUUAUUUAAACGUGUACAUACGUGAACGUGAGAUAUCACCGGAUAAUUCCACGAUAUUCGCGACACGUUGAAUUAAGUGAUAACGAACGUGCAGUCGUUGUAUUAUGGCUGCUAAGGAUGAAGUAAACAAUGUGACGACCGAGAUGAAGACCGAAGAGACGCCGGAUAAUUCGACGACCGAGGAUGCACCCACCAGUUUAGAGACUAUUCCCGAAGGAAAUGCCGCACGCAGCGAACAGCAGGCAGCACAGAAGGAUAAGACGAAAAUUGAUAUAUUACUGAAGGCUACUGCUAACGCUCCGAUUAUGAAGCAGAAGAAGUGGUCGGUUUGCCAAGAUAAUCCCAUUGGACGGAUCUCUGAAUUCAUAAAAAAGUAUCUCAAGUUGGAUCCCAAUGAAAGAUUGUUCCUUUAUGUUAAUCAAACGUUUGCACCUGCUCCCGACCAAACAGUUAAGAACCUCUACGACUGCUAUGGUGCAGAUGGAAAACUAGUCGUCCACUAUUGUAAGAGUCAAGCUUGGGGCUGAGUUAAGUUAACCAACAGUUGGCACAAUCGACUCUUAAGAGCAUAUAUAUAUAUGUGUAUAUAUGCAUAUAAUUGUAUAAUAUGUUACAAUUAGAAGUAUAAUUUUAUAAUGUAAUGUAUACAUAAUAUGUAUAGUAUAGUAACACAGGACGUUGUGAUAUAAUUUUAAUGUUAACAUUAAAAUCCAAUUACAUACGAUAAGUUUUUAGUUUAUCAGAUAAGUUUUUCAGAUUUAUUUUUCUAACAUGCAAAGAGAGAACUCUCAUCGAGAUUGAAUAUUGCAUUGAUGUCAGAAAAAUGCAAAAGUCACGAUUUCCAACUAUUCCAAUUUUUUUCCUUUUGUGCAAUAUUAGACUUGUAAUUGUACUUGUUCUUGUAAUAAUAUAAUAUUUCUGAUAAA